UUCCAAGCAUUCAGCCACAUGUGUGUGAAGUUUUCUUCCCCACCUCACGUGACAUGAGGCAGAAGCUCAAACACAUUACACAAUAAUCAAAAUAUGCCUCUGGCAAAGCUGAGCCAAAAUCUGAAGCUGUUGCAAGGAACGGAGAACGCAAAUGAAAGAAACCCACUUUCACAAACUUGACUGAAACCGUCCAGAAUGCUUCCAGCCUAUUGAAAGGGAGUGCUUUGCAGCUAGGAAUCACACUCAACUGGACAAAGAGGAUGCUCUGCGGGGAAUUAUCGGUUUGAGAUUUAGCAGUUUUCCUACUGGCUGUCAGGAUCCUGUUGAAGGAAUUUGUGCUUACUUCAUCAUGAUUUUCUUGGUUCUGUUUGUCUGGACUGUGCCUUGUAUCGCUAAUCAUCUUCUCAGUAGUUUUGUCAAAGCAGAAAGCCAGAAAGGCUCCCGGCAACUUGUCUGCAGCAUGCCAGGACCAAAAGGCCUUCCAGGACCACCAGGACCUCCAGGUCCACCUGGGACUAUGGGAAGGAUGGGCUUCCCAGGAAGAGAUGGACAGGAUGGAAAGGAUGGGGAGAAAGGAGCGGUGGGAGAAGAAGGUCCAGAAGGCAAAGGAGGAAACUCAGGCAAACCAGGGCCAAAAGGAAAAGCCGGAGCCAUUGGCAAAGCUGGUCCUCGUGGUCCAAAGGGUCUCAAAGGAAACCCUGGAAAAAAUGGGGCAUCAGGAAAGAAAGGCCCUAAAGGAGCACGGGGGGACAUUGGGAUGCCAGGACCCUGCAGCUGCGGGGCCAAUAAAGCCAAGUCAGCCUUCUCCGUUGCAGUGACCAAAAGCUACCCAAGGGAGAGACUGCCCAUAAAGUUUGACAAGAUCCUGAUGAAUGAAGGUGAACAUUAUAAUGCUUCCAGUGGGAAAUUUGUAUGCAGUAUCCCUGGCAUCUACUAUUUUACCUAUGACAUCACUUUGGCCAAUAAACAUUUGGCUAUUGGGCUAGUGCAGAAUGGACAGUACCGGAUAAAAACAUUUGAUGCCAAUACUGGUAACCAUGAUGUAGCUUCUGGAUCAACUAUUCUUUCUCUAAAACAAGAUGAUGAGGUCUGGCUACAGAUCUUCUACGCAGAACAGAAUGGACUCUUUUAUGACCCAUACUGGACAGACAGCCUUUUCACUGGGUUUCUGAUAUAUGCUGACCAGGAUUACCUCAAUGAAAUAUAAGGAAAGACUCCAUUGCCAAUAAAUUCUAACAGGAAACGGAGUGUGAAAAAGGUAUAGCUACAAUGUACAUAUAGCUGUGAAACAGCCUUCUUUCUGCCAUGGCCGGCCUAAUUAAUAUGGACUGUGGCCAAACAUCAGGGCUACAAUAUUGAUAGCCAGAUAAAUGGCCCAGACGUAACACAAAUCCCUGGUUUAAUUUACAGUUAACUUGUUGGAACCAGGAUUUGGCUUCCAGAACACCACUCAGAUGUUGGCUUUAUUGCCUUUGUUCUUUUCCUUUCCUCCUGUGUCACCCCAGCAGUGGCGUACCUAGGCAAACUGGCACCCUGGGCAAAACCUGAG
Messenger RNA from Sphaerodactylus townsendi, 1549 nucleotides. RefSeq names its product C1q and TNF related 2 (gene C1QTNF2). Gene Ontology annotation, molecular function: protein binding. NCBI's taxonomy places the organism in Eukaryota, Metazoa, Chordata, Lepidosauria, Squamata, Sphaerodactylidae. The record is from RefSeq and is a predicted model, not a curated record. Bases 350 to 1207 code for a protein of 285 amino acids. The transcript is spliced from 3 exons.